CCUUUGGGCAGUGUUGGAGGUUGUAUAGUAGAAUUUAGGUUUCAAAAUCACAACAUCCCAUUUUUAAUUUUUCUCCUAUAAGUUGGACAAAUCUGUACACAGCACCUUCGUUCCCCAGAGCUCUCAGCUGACAUGAGCUAUUCCUGGCACUCACUGUGGUAAGAGAUGACCACAUCAUUCAUUUACUCCCUAUGUUUUCCAAGAACCAGUCCAACUAAAGAUACCAUGCUCCAUUCCUUAAGCAAAGAAGUUAUAAGGGACCUCCAGCUUUAAGUACAGCAGUGCCAGUCCUCCUAAACAUCGGCCAUAGAGUGCAGACAAUGCCUUCUGUUCUGCUUGUGAGGAGAGUGCAAGUUAUACUUCUUGAUGGCACAACCAAGCAACAUUUCAGCAAUUCCAGGGCCAGAAUGUUACGGAACAACUCUGGGAAACAAAGCCAAAUGUUAUAGUUAUUGCACAAGGCAAAUCCCUGACGGAGGGUCAUGCUAGUUCAGUGAAGACAUUCUUUGCAGAUACUGACUUAGGCACUUAGCACUGUCAGCAUGUACUGUAACAUUAGUUACUGGGUGCAUCCUUGCAAUCUGAAAUUAGAUCCAGAGCAGCAGAUGGUACAGACUGCAACAUUCGUGGAAUGGCAUCAUGAGAACUGAGUUUUCUCCUUGCUCAGUUUUCAGUGGCCUCCUGUUGCUUCAUAUCUUCAUGCCACUUUUGCCUAUGCAGGACAGGUGGAUUUUGAGAUCCACAGAACAUCGAUAUGUCGAGAUAGGAGCAGGGUGCAUCUGUCCUGUGCUGUUGCCUGAACUCUGAUGUCAUCUUGAAGUCCUGUCACCUGCAGGAUCCCACAGACCCCUGCCAACAUGGGUGAUCUCUAAUUUUAAGAUGAAAACCCUUCAUAUUUAGGCUGUUGGUAACAGCAAUGACCAUGAAUCUAGCCUGAAUGCAAACAUUUCACUGGGAGCUUUUUUUAUCUCUGCAGAGCGUAUGUAUUAAGCUUAAUAUAAUGCUAAUAAUUUGUUGAAGGACUACGUAUAUUCCUGAGGUAAAUGGAUUCUGGAAAGUUUGCUAAAACUGGUCAUCUAGUCAGGAAAAAAAAACAAAAAACUAGCUACACUGCAAGAACUCCUUUGUCCUCUCUGUUUACAAAGCCCCAUUCAGAUAUUAUGCUGUCCACCAUUCAGUCUAAACAGUGCUAUGACCAUAAAGUUGAACAGAAAAGGCGAAAGUGCAAAAAAGUGGCAAAUUGAUCUUUUUUUUGUUCUUCCAGUAAUUUCAACAUAUCCCUUGAUAUUCAGGCAUGAAAUCAAUUGGGAGAAGCAAUUAAAACAAGCGGUAUGCAUUCCCAGCACAGCCAGGCACGUAUUCAAGCAAAAAGAACUCCAUUUUUUUUUGUUGUUGUUUUGUUUUGUUUUUUUUAAAGCAUCUUGGUUAUAUGCAAAAGGGUUUUAAUAAGAGGAAUCUACAUAUUCAUCUGCCCAUCGCCUUUUUUGCCUUCUCAGCAUCCUAAGUACAAGAAGCUGAGGAAGUGACAAAGAGAACUGAGGCAGCCAAAAUACCAUCCUCUCUCUGCUGACCUCAAAGAGCGAAGGGGAUGCGGGCACUCUUGGAGCACUACGUCUUCACAACAGCAUCUGCCUACCGAAGAAAUUUAUGGGUUACUAGAAAGCCAUAUUCCAAGUCAGGCAAAAUACUUCCACUGUGGUACUUGUGAACAAACUUGGAAGUAAAACAGCAAUAGCUUGGCCAGCCUUCAAAAAUUCCUUCUCCAAAUGGAGAGGAAUAGUGUGGCUUUCUGGCUUUAUGUCUUUGCCGUAUCUACUGUGAGAUGUAUCAGUGCUGUCAAGCAGUGCUAAUUCAUUCCCUUUGUGAGAUCAUUUCUCCAAGAAAAUGAAGUAAGACAAAGAAGAGUAACAAGCACAACCUGUGUUGUCAAACUCCUGGUUCAGAUCUCCAGCUUGUGCUGCCUCUGAAGGACAAAAGAAAACCAAGAAUCUUAAAAUCUUGUAGUUUGUAUACAACAAAGUACCAGCAGUGGGUGAGGUCCAUGGGGACUAUUUUGUAGAGUAGAUUGCUCCCAACUGCAAGUGAAAUAGAAGCAAUUUCACUACAGUGCAUUCCCAUUGUGUGUUUCUAAAAUGUUUUAUGCCUGGAAGACAUGAAUCUUAAUGUCACAAUUUCACCUGUAACAAUUCUCCUGAGUCCUACCUGGUAGGGACUAACCUCUAACAGCUGUUGCUCAUAGAGCAUCAGCAGCUACUUGGGGCAGGCCUGUGUAGAAGGAGAGACUCUGAGCCAUGUGUGGAUGAAAGGUGAUGGCUAUAUGCACUCAUUGAAGUCAGCUGGUACUACAAGCACUGACAAAGCACUUCUCAGAGCCUGCUUCAGUGGUGGGAGAGCUGUAGGAAUAUUCACAAGCCUCUUCCUGAUAGAAGGACCUAACUGUUGGAUGGCCUAGGCAGAUGAGCUGUUUUCAUGUGGAUGGAGCUGAAGAGAGAGGCAGGUGUGAGCUGGGGCCUGGCAGCCCAGGCACAUUAAGCUGCAGUGGCAUGGCCUCGCUGGAGAGAAGGCAGCGGCCGAGGAGGCAGCGUCGGGUGGGGCGAUAUGCAGAGGGCCUGGGCGGAGAUGCUCUGGAAAUGAUGGAUUCUGUUAAAAGCUUGGACUGUGUAGAAAGGCUGGCACGUAAAUACAUGCAGAAGUGCGUGGUGGAGUCAAGCACGGAGUCAGAGUCUGAAUCCAGCGUGGAGGUCUUGCAUAACCCACUUGCUGAAGGACUCAGGGAAGCAAGAGACUCCAAGGGACUGCAAUUCUUAGAUCCUUACGAUGGUGAUUCAGAAGACACAUCCACUCACUCUGAUUGUAGCUUGAGUUCUCUAAACAGUAUAGAAGUUGCACCGUGGAUGAGCAGUGCUCCAAAAGCAAUGGCUUUGGAGGAUGCUGAUCCUUCAGGGAAUGGAGAGUCCUUCCCUCAACCUCUGGACUGGCUCUGCUCAAAAACUAAAAUCAGUGAUGUUCACAGCCAGAGAGUAAAUGAUGGUAAAUCUCCCCUCAAACUUCCUAGCCAGCAGACGGAUUUCUCAAGAAGCCUGCUGCAAUCCUCUAAGCUGAGGAGAGACACAGAAGCACUUUCCUCCACGUGGCUGCCUGACCCUUCCUUACUGGUGGGUGUUAAUCCUUCAGCCCCUGCUCAUCUCCUUGCAAGUGCAGGUGAUAGUUCUCCACAACCCCUGCUAGCAGAUGACUGUGAUGGUACCACUUCCAGACAACCACUUAUUAAAAGAAAAGGGAUCAGCAUUUCAGAGAGCGCUGGUGAAAAACUAAGAAGAAAGAAAAUCCGGGCCAUUUGAUUUAAGGUAUGAAUUAAGUAGUUGGAUGAAGUGUUUCAUUCUAGAAGUCAACCAGUUUCUUUUCCAGACAGCACCUGAACAAGCUUCAGAUGAUGAUACAAAAUGCACUGUGUGCUGCAGGCACUGAGAUCCAUCUUAAAAAGGAUGGAACCAACUAAACAAGCUUCUGUGGCAAUGUAAAUGAGAAUUAGAUGAUGAGCUUUUGCCAGACUCAGCUGAGAUUGAUGCCUGUGUGCUACUUCAGUGUCUGUGCACCAGAUUCCUGUGUGCUGUGUCUGGAAACAUCUGUUCAGCUUUGGAAGUAUUACAAGGGUAUGUUGAGGAAGGAAGGAAGAAUGGCUGAAUUGCAAUUGAUUUUACAUAGCUAUUGCUCUUCAUUUUUCCCAUCUGCUGUAUGAUAGGAGGGAAGUAGCUGUAUGGUGAAUGAGCCUCCAGGUUUGGCUAUGCACUGUAUUGCACUGAGCUGAAUUGUGUGUAUCUGAAAGCAUUUUUUUUUUCCUUUUAUCACAGCAAAGUUGAUUUAUGCUGUUAACAUACUUGUCCCUACCUCUCUGAAUAUUGCUUUAGGUAUAUAUUGUAUAUAUUGUCAGUAUGCCUGCCAGUUUAGAACUUACAGUGCAAAGCUGAACCCAUUAACUGGAAGUAAUCUUCCUUGGCAAGAACCAUGACUUAUAUUGCUGCAGAAGUGCUGGAUGCAGAUGGGAGGUCAGGCAGCAAGAAUUCUCUGAUUUCUCUCCUUGAUGAUAACCUUUCUGUAUUUUCCUUUCCAUAUAAAUGGACUAUAUCCACAGAAGUGUAAUUGUCUGAAAUAUGUUGGUACCAACUAGCUGUGAAAGCAUUC
Molecule: messenger RNA, 4182 nt
Organism: Meleagris gallopavo (turkey)
Lineage: Eukaryota; Metazoa; Chordata; Aves; Galliformes; Phasianidae
Source: RefSeq, a predicted model, not a curated record